This is a messenger RNA of Rhineura floridana, 1772 nucleotides long. Its product is annotated as nicotinamide N-methyltransferase-like. The record is from RefSeq and is a predicted model, not a curated record. Gene Ontology annotation, molecular function: N-methyltransferase activity. The transcript has 3 exons. The coding region runs from base 122 to 913 and encodes 263 amino acids. NCBI's taxonomy places the organism in Eukaryota, Metazoa, Chordata, Lepidosauria, Squamata, Rhineuridae. Gene Ontology annotation, cellular component: cytosol.
UAAAGUCCGGGACCUGCUGGGAUUACAUUCUGGAACAGGCAGGCGUGGGGUGGAGCAGGGGGGUCAAUGGGAAGUUAACGGUGCAGAAGUCAUUUGUGUGCAUUGCAGACUUGGAGACACAAUGGAGGGGAACUUCACUGGAAAAAAUGUUUACAGGGAGCAUUUUGUUUCAAAAGAUUAUUUAAAAACAUACUAUUCGUUCAGCAAUGACAACUCUGCAGAAAAUGACGUGUUAACCUUUGCUUUGCAGAAACUCCACAAAGCUUUCACAUUGGAUGGCAUUAAAGGAGACACCCUGAUAGACAUUGGAAGCGGCCCUACCAUCUACCAAUUUCUCUCUGCCUGCGAGUCCUUCCGAGAGAUCUUUGCCACAGAUUACACCGACCAGAACAGGGAGGAGUUGGAGAGGUGGUUGAAGAAGGAUCCAGAAGCUUUUGAUUGGAGCCGGAUUGUGAAAUAUGUGUGUGAACUGGAGGGAGACAGGGUGAAAUGGGUGGAAAAGGAAGAGAAGGUACGAAGCACCAUCAAGCAAGUCCUGAAAUGUGAUGUGACUCAGGCCAACCCUUUGGCUCCUCUCGUGGUGCCCCAAGUCAACUGUGCACUUUCUACAUUAUGUCUGGAGGCGGCCUGCAAAGACCUGACCAUGUACCACUCAGCCUUGAAGAACGUUGGCUCCCUUGUAAAGCCUGGGGGACACCUCAUUUUAAUGGUGGCUCUUGAAGGAAGCUUCUACAAGGUUGGCCAGCACCCGUUUUCCUGCCUGUAUCUGGAGCAGGAAAAUGUAGACAACGCAAUAAAAGAGGCAGGCUUUGAUAUUUUGUGGUCUGAGUUGUCUGGACUUCAUUAUUCAUUGACCACCACUGAUAACAAAAAUGUAUAUUUCCUGGUUGGCCACAAGCGCAGUGAGGGGUAGGUGCUCAUGGGAAGUGGAAGGAAGUCCAAGGAGCUUACCAAAGGGAAAGCAAUCACUUGACAAUUUUGGCGCACUACCAGUAGCAACAUCUAGACCAGGCCUACACAUAAUGGGGAAUUCUUUAUAUACAAACAAUAAACAAAAUAUAUUCUUUUAUAAAACUAUAAGGUUUAUAAUAUUUUAAUAGUUUAGUAGCCAGCUAGAAACUUUUCUCUUUGGAGCUGUCUUCCCUGCCUGUGUUGGUAUGCUGGUACAGCUUGGCUCCAUAAGAUUAGAUAAGAGGAACAGAACACUGAACAUCUCUGUUCUCUCGAAGGAUUGCAUUAACUGGAAUGCUUAGCUCACUAUAGAAAAUGUACUGGUAUAUGAACCACCCAAGUAGCAAAAUUUGCUUUGGCAGCAGCUAAAAUCAGGGCUAAAUUCCUAAACCAAUCACAGUAAUCUUGACAAUUAAUGCAAAGUUGUUACAGGCUAAAAUAUCACUAUUUCACUGCUUUUGUUACUAUAGGUAUGUUGAUUUGGUGUUAUAUGUACUAUAUGUAUGCUGAUUUGGUGUUAUAUGUACUUUUUAUAUAUUUUAUAUAUUGUGGCGGCCAAUGGCUAUGAACAAUAAACUAUUCUAUUCUAUUCUAUUCUGGUAUAUGAAGUACUGAACAUUACCUAAUUGACUAGAACAUAAUGUAGACAGUGUAAUGCUUAUGUAAUGUCUAUGUAAUGCUUACGUGUAGCCCCUGAUUGGGAUAUGUAUAAAAUGUAUAUAAACCCAGGCAAGCAGUGCCAUGUUGCAGCUCUCCACUCACUCAUUGGGAGUCUGACUGUGUGUACAUUUGUCAUCAAUAAAGGCUUAGCUUUGCUGCAA